Messenger RNA from Chlamydomonas reinhardtii, 2322 nucleotides. RefSeq lists its product as uncharacterized. Gene Ontology annotation, molecular function: peptidyl-prolyl cis-trans isomerase activity. The record is from RefSeq and is a predicted model, not a curated record. Bases 190 to 1881 code for a protein of 563 amino acids. The transcript is spliced from 12 exons. Lineage: Eukaryota; Viridiplantae; Chlorophyta; Chlorophyceae; Chlamydomonadales; Chlamydomonadaceae. Gene Ontology annotation, biological process: protein folding; protein peptidyl-prolyl isomerization.
CUCUAUUUUAAUCUGACAAUCACAACUACAGAGAAGGGCUUGUCUACAACUUGCUGAGCAGGCUGCAAGGAAUUUGUUUUACCCUCCACUCCCUCGCUCUGCUUUCAGUCACGGUGACUACACUAGCUGCUUUGAACCACUAGUAACGUCAACGCGCUGCCGCGCCCGUUAGAGGCAAGCGGAGACGCCAUGGAAAACCCACGCGUCUGGUUUGACAUCCAAAUCGGCAGCGAAGCUGCUGGCCGUGUUGUGAUGGAGCUGUAUGCUGAUAUUGUGCCCAAAACCGCGGAGAACUUUCGGGCGCUGUGCACCGGCGAGAAGGGCGUGGGGAAAUCGGGCAAGCGGCUGCACUUUAAAGGCUGCGUCUUCCACCGCAUCAUCCCGGAGUUCAUGUGCCAGGGCGGCGACUUCACGGCCAGCGAUGGCACGGGCGGCGAGUCCAUCUACGGCGCCAAAUUCGCGGACGAGGCGCCCGGCCUGGCGCUCAAGCACGACAAGCCCGGCAUCUUAUCCAUGGCCAACGCGGGGGCUAACACCAACGGGUCCCAGUUCUUCAUCUGCACGGUGCCCACGCCCUGGCUGAACGGCAAGCACGUGGUGUUCGGGCGGGUGGUGGAGGGCAUGACCACCGUGAAGCGCAUGGAGGUGGUGGGGCAGCGCAGCGGCAAGCCCAGCCGCAAGGUCAUCAUCACGGACUGCGGGCAGCUGCCCAGCAAGCUGCAGAUGAUGCUCAAGCUCAAGGCGGAGAAGGAGGAGGCGGCCAAACUCAAGUCAGACCCCAACGAGCUGAACCCGGACCAGGACUCCCUGGCCCGGCUCAAGGCGCUGCAGCAGCAGACGGAGCAGCAGCAGGCCGCCAAGAAGGCGCGCAAGGCCCCGGCCGGAGCCCUGGGCUCCAUCGCGGCCUCACUCCUGGGCAUCGGCAAGGAGGGCGCGGCGGGCUCGGAGGCGGCGGCGGCGCCGGCGGAGGGCGGCGAGAAGCGGAAGCGCAAGGCGCGUGACGCGUCUGCGGAGCCGGAGGCGGAGCAGCAGCAGCAGCAGCAGCAGCAGCAGGGAGGGGAGGAGAUGGAGAUGGAGCAGGAGGAGCGGCAACAUGGCGGCGCAGGAGCAGGGCCGGGCCCCGGGUCGGAGGGCGGCGAGGAGGAGGGGGCGGGGGGCGCAGGAGGCGGGGUGGUGGUGGAGGGCGCGGACCCGUUUGCGGGCCUGUCCGCCAAGCAGCGCAAGUUGAUGGAGCUGCGGCAGCGGCUGCAGGUGUGCCGCAAGCAGAACCAGGGAGCCGUCAUUGCGGAGAAGAAGAGGCAAAAGAGCCCCGGCGCGGAGGCGGCAGCGGACGACAGCGCCAGCGGGCAGCGGCGGUGGCACGAGGAGAAGCAGCGCAAGAGGGCUGAGGAGCUGGCGCGGUUGGGGCUGGACCCCACACAGGCGCACAGGCUGGAGACGGCGGAGACGGCGGCUCUUAAGUAUGAGAAGCGCGAUAAGAAGGGCGGGCCCACAGGCUGGGGCGUGUUCGCGCCGGAGAACCUGUACCAGGCUCACCUGAAGCGCGCGGAGGCGGGUGUGGCUGCGGCCUACAGCGUGGAGGACUAUGAGAGGGCCAAGGCGGCUGACCCAGAGUUCUACAGGGGCGCUGACAGCCUCAAGUACGGGCAGCAGCCCAAGCUGCCAGCCGCCAACGUGGAGAAGAUGGUGGCGGAGCUGCAGGAGCGCGACCGCAAGAAGGACGAGUUCAGCCGGCGGCGGGCGCACAACGACGGCUCCGACGUGGACUUCAUCAACGACCGCAACGCCCACUUCAACAAGAAGAUCCAACGCGCGUUCGGGCAGUACACCACCGAGAUCAAGGGCAACCUGGAGCGCGGCACCGCUCUGCCGGACCGGUAGUAGUGGUGGUGGUGGUGAUGUGGUGUGGUGUCGGCGGCGUCGAGUGUGUUCAGGUUGGACUGGUGCAGGUCUCUGGCAGCGGCAGCAAAGCUGUUGGUGGAAGGACGGCACGGCAGCAAUGCAGCUCGAGAGCACAUGUUGUUUCUGACGGUGGUGUGUCGAGCACUCUUUCUCGCGUGUUGUUCUUACUUGGUUUGGUGCCUGCUGAGUGCCAGGAGCUGCGAUGUGUGACUGCGGCCGCGGCCGCGCUGCCGCCAGUGUAAUGAGGCUAUUGCGUGCUGUGAGCUGGGUAAUACAAUCAUGAUGUUCGAUGAGUUGAUGACCGUGAAAGACCCCUUGCCCUUGGACUCCAUCCGUUCUUGCCCGGGGGGUUCGGCGGGGUUUUGACAGGCCGGCCGGGCGGCCGCGGGGCGCCAUGCGGCUUUUAAGGAUAUCAAAGUG